Molecule: messenger RNA, 1548 nt
Organism: Triticum aestivum (bread wheat)
Lineage: Eukaryota; Viridiplantae; Streptophyta; Magnoliopsida; Poales; Poaceae
Product: chalcone synthase 2
Exons: 2
Coding region: 72-1271 (399 amino acids)
Biological process (GO): polyketide biosynthetic process
Molecular function (GO): acyltransferase activity, transferring groups other than amino-acyl groups
Source: RefSeq, a predicted model, not a curated record
CAAUACAGGCAGCUAGCAUCUUGGCUCCUGCGCUUCCCACUGCACCCCGAAGUCUUUAGGUGUAGAGAUCGAUGGUGGCCGCGACCAUGACGGUGGAGGAGGUGAGGAAGGCGCAGCGGGCGGAGGGACCGGCGACGGUGCUCGCAAUCGGAACGGCGACGCCAGCCAACUGCGUGUACCAGGCAGACUACCCGGACUACUACUUCAGGAUCACCAAGAGCGAGCACCUCGCCAACCUCAAGGAAAAGUUCAAGAGGAUGUGUGAAAAGUCCCAGAUCAGGAAGAGGCACAUGCAUGUAACGGAGGAGAUCCUCCAGGAGAACCCUGGCAUGUGCGCCUACAUGGCGCCGUCUCUGGACGCGCGUCAGGACAUCGUCCUCGCGGAGGUCCCCAAGCUCGGCAAGGCGGCAGCACACAAGGCGAUUAAGGAGUGGGGCCAGCCGCUGUCCAAGAUCACCCACCUCAUCUUCUGCACCACCUCCGGUGUGGACAUGCCGGGCGCCGACUACCAGCUCACCAGGAUGCUUGGCCUCCGGCCGUCCGUGAAACGCUUCAUGAUGUACCAGCAGGGCUGCUUCGCCGGCGGCACCGUGCUCCGCCUCGCCAAGGACCUCGCCGAGAACAACCGCGGCGCGCGUGUGCUUGUGGUCUGUUCCGAGAUCACCGCAGUGACCUUCCGCGGCCCGGACGAGUCCCACCUCGACUCGCUGGUCGGCCAGGCGCUCUUCGCUGACGGUGCAGCCGCGGUGAUCAUCGGCGCUGACCCCGACGAGUCUGUUGAGCGUCCUCUCUUCCAACUGGUGUCGGCGAGCCAGACCAUUCUGCCGGACUCGGAGGGCGCCAUCGAAGGACACCUCCGGGAGGCUGGCCUCACCUUCCAUCUCCUCAAGGACGUACCCGGACUCAUCUCCAAGAACAUCGAGCGCGUCCUCGAAGACGCCUUCAAACCACUGGGCAUCGAUGAUUGGAACUCUAUCUUUUGGGUGGCACACCCUGGCGGGCCAGCGAUCCUUGACAUGGUUGAGGCCAAGGCAAACCUCAACAAGGAGAGGAUGCGCGCCACUAGGCAUGUCCUCUCUGAAUACGGCAACAUGUCAAGCGCCUGCGUGCUCUUCAUCCUGGAUGAGAUGCGUAAACGUUCUGCUGAGGAUGGCCACACCACAACAGGUGAGGGAAUGGACUGGGGCGUCCUCUUCGGCUUUGGCCCCGGUCUCACCGUGGAGACCGUCGUCCUCCACAGCGUCUCCAUCAAUGCCCAUACAAUCGCAUGAUCGCUCCUUCCUUCCCCGAUUAACUUUUCCACGGAAUAAUAUACACCCUCCGUUCCUAAUUGAACUAUCAAAAGGCCGUAUAUUUAAGAACAGAGGGAGUAUUAGCAAUUAAAAAUAAGGCGCUAUAGCGUGUGGAAAAUUGUCUCAUUAAAUAAAUCAGUGUAUAAUGUCUCGCUAAUAGCACGCUAUAGCAUGCUAAUAGCAUAAUUUAAGAGGCUACGCUAUUUUGUAUAGCGCGCUAUAUUUUUCCUUGAGUAUUACUCCUGCUUGUUCUCAA